UUUCGGGAGAACCUGCAGGACGUGCUGCCCUCCCUGCCCUCCCAGGACGACUAUUUCCUCCUGAAAUGGCUCCGAGGUAACCCCAGGCUCCUGUCCAUGUUUGAGGAGAAUUACCCCGAGUGCCUCAAGCGCCUGUUUGUUGUGAAGGCUCCCAAGAUCUUCCCCGUGGCCUACAACCUCGUCAAGCACUUCCUGAGCGAGGACACCCGCAAGAAGGUCGUGGUCCUGGGAUCCAACUGGAAGGAGGUCCUGCAGAAGUACAUUGACCCGGAUCAGAUCCCAGUGGAGUACGGGGGCACCCUGACGGACCCGGAUGGGGACCCCAAGUGCCCGAGCAAGAUCAACUACGGGGGAGACGUGCCCCAGCACUACUACGUGCGGGACCAGCUGACGCAGCAGUACGAGCACACGGUGGUGGUGAACCGCGGCUCGUCCCACCAGGUCGAGUACGAGAUCCUCUUCCCCGGCUGCGUCCUCAGGUGGCAGUUCAGGUCGGAGGGGGCCGACGUGGGUUUCGGGGUGUACCUGAAGACCAAGGUCGGCGAGCGGCAGCGGGCGGGUGAGAUGACCGAGGUCUACCCCAACCAACGCUACAACUCCCACAUGGUGCCCGAGGACGGCUCCCUCACCUGCUCCACGCCCGGCAUCUACGUCCUGCGCUUCGACAACACCUACAGCUACCUCCACGCCAAGAAGGUGAGCUACACCGUGGAGGUGCUGCUGCCUGACACCGCCUCCACCCAGCAGAUCCAGAAGCUGGGGGACAAGCUCAGCGAGGUGACCCUCAACCACAGCCCCUAG
Molecule: messenger RNA, 801 nt
Organism: Mesitornis unicolor (brown roatelo)
Lineage: Eukaryota; Metazoa; Chordata; Aves; Mesitornithiformes; Mesitornithidae
Product: SEC14-like protein 2
Exons: 7
Cellular component (GO): cytoplasm
Source: RefSeq, a predicted model, not a curated record